Molecule: messenger RNA, 705 nt
Organism: Plasmodium knowlesi strain H
Lineage: Eukaryota; Apicomplexa; Aconoidasida; Haemosporida; Plasmodiidae
Product: Plasmodium exported protein (PHIST), unknown function
Exons: 2
Coding region: 1-705 (234 amino acids)
Source: RefSeq, a predicted model, not a curated record
AUGAGAAAAAAUGCAAAUUCGAAAAGCCAAUGUCCGGUAAGAUAUGUCAUCCUGCUGUCCUUUAUUUUCGUAAUAACCUUCUUAUCAUUAAAUCCUGUUCGCCUCAUCACAUUAUGCGCACAAUCAGAAUUGCAACUACCAGCGUGUCCAAGAAAAUUAGUAGAAGUGUCACUUUACCUUAAUGAAGAUAUAUGUAGGAGAGUCAAAAAUGCUAAAUUUUUCAAUGAGCCAUAUUUAAGGAGGAGAGUUUUACCAUUUGGAUGUGAGGAGGAGGAUAUUUCAAAGAAAAUAUCAAGGAUGAAUAUAGAAAAAAUGUCAUAUAACACAGGGUUUCUUUUUGCAGAUAAGAAGAAGGCAUAUGUUGUUUUCCACUAUUUGAACGAUUACCAUAAGGAUAAAUAUCAUAAGAUGAUAAAUCACUUAUGGAUAUACUUUACUCAAUUAGCAGGAAAAAUUGGAAUGCCUGAUGAAGAACGAUUGAAAUUUUUAAUGGGCUGUCAUUCAGCUCUCACACGAGAUUUGGAUACUCUGGACGAAUCAUACGAAAAUCGUUUUUUCUCCAUGGCCAAUAAUAAAUUAAUAUUACAAUUAAGUUUCAGAAUUUUCCUUUCGAAAUUUAUAUGGUCGUGUGACAAAUUAACAAGAGGAAAUAAGAGAAAGUGGAGGAAGGCUCUGCUGAAUAUUAUAGAAACGUACAAAGCGUAG